AUGGCCCUGAGCAAAGGAGGCCUAGCUCUGGUGCUGAUGGUGGCGUGCUGGGUGGUGACCGGCCAUGGCAACCUGGAAGACGUGGAGUCUUCGCCGCCUGGGAACGACACCGAGAGCCUGGGGUGCCCGGCCGUGUGCGUCUGCAGUUACGACGACUACACGGAUGAGCUGAGUGUCUUCUGUAGCGCCCGGAACCUCACACAGCUACCCGCCAGUUUCCCUGAGGCCACCAGGGCCCUGUGGCUGGACCGCAACAAUCUCAGCUGCAUCCCCGAGGCCGCCUUCCGGAACCUCUCGGGCCUGGACUUCCUCAACCUGCAGGGCAGUGGGCUGGGCAGCCUGGAGCCAGGUGCACUGUUGGGCCUGGGCUUGCUCUACCACCUGCACCUGGAACAGAACCAGCUACGCAGCCUGGCGGCCGGCACCUUCACACACACGCCAGGCCUGGCCUCCCUCAGUCUGCAUCACAACCUACUCAGCAGACUGGAGGACGGGCUCUUCGCUGGCCUGCCGCACCUCUGGGCCCUCAACCUGGGCUGGAACAGCCUGGCCGUGCUGCCCGACGCCGCCUUCCGUGGCCUGGCAGGCUUACGCGAGCUGGUGCUGGCUGGCAACCGUCUCAGCUACCUGCAGCCGCCGCUCUUCUGUGGACUGGAUGAGCUACUGGAGCUGGACGUGAGCCGCAACUCGCUGCGCAGCAUCAAGGCCGGCGUCCUGGUCAAGCUGCCCAAGCUCCAGAAGCUCUACCUGCACCACAAUCUCGUAGCCAGCGUGGCACCUGGCGCCUUCCUGGGCCUGCGUGCCCUGCGCUGGCUUGACCUGUCGCACAACCGCGUGGCCAGUCUCUUCGCGGAGACCUUCCCGGGCCUUCUGGGGCUGCGCGUGCUCCGCCUCUCGCACAACGCGCUGACCGGGCUGCGCCCACGCACCUUCAAGGACCUGCACUUCCUGGAGGAGCUGCGGCUCAGCCACAACCGCAUCCGACAGCUGGCGGAGCGCACCUUCCAGGGCCUGGGCCAGCUGGAGGUGCUGACGCUGGACCACAACCAGCUGCAGGAGCUGCGGCCCGGCGCCUUCCUUGGUCUGGCCAAUGUGGCCGUGAUGAACCUCUCGGGGAACUGUUUACAGAACCUGCCCGAGCUCGUCUUCCAGGGCCUGGGCCGCCUGCACAGCUUGCACCUGGAAAGUAGCUGCCUGGGCCGAGUGCGGGCACACACCUUCUCGGGCCUGGCAGGCCUGCGCCGCCUCUUCCUCCGAGACAAUGCCAUCACAGACCUGGAAGAGCACAGCCUACAGGGCCUUCCGGAGCUGCUGGAGCUGGACCUCACGGCCAACCGCCUGGCCCACCUGCCCCACCAGCUCUUCCUCGGCCUUGCCAAACUGGAGUACUUGCUGCUGGCACGCAACCAGCUGGCUGAGCUUGCUCCGGACACGCUCCGGCCCCUGCAGCGCGCCUUCUGGCUGGACCUGGCGCACAACCGCCUGGAGAGCUUGGCCGAGGGAGUCCUGGCGCCGCUAAAGCAGCUGCGCCACCUCAGCCUGUCCAAUAACUCACUGCGCAUCUUUGCAGCGCAGCCUCUGGGCCUAGAGCGUCUGUGGCUCGAGGGUAAUCCCUGGGAUUGCGGCUGCGCACUGCGGGCGCUGUGGGCCUUCGCUCUGCAGAACCCGCGCAUAGUGCCGCGCGCCGUGCAGGCCGCCCUCGAGGGUGACGAGCGCCCCCUGCCUGUGUACACCUACAACAACAUCACCUGCGCCGAGCCACCCCCUGUGGCCGGUCUUGACCUGCGGGACCUGGGCGAGGCCCAUUUUGCUCACUGCUGA
Messenger RNA from Chrysochloris asiatica (Cape golden mole), 1821 nucleotides. It is a transcript of the gene IGFALS, whose product is annotated as insulin-like growth factor binding protein, acid labile subunit. Gene Ontology annotation, molecular function: protein binding. Bases 1 to 1821 code for a protein of 606 amino acids. The record is from RefSeq and is a predicted model, not a curated record. The transcript is spliced from 2 exons. Lineage: Eukaryota; Metazoa; Chordata; Mammalia; Afrosoricida; Chrysochloridae.